AUGGAUUCUUAUUCAUAUGCAGCUAUUUCUUCUUCUUCUAAUUCUUGUUCCUCUUCCUCUAGUUCUAUUCCAUAUUCCAAAUAUCCACAAGAAGUAAAGAAAAAUAAACCAUUACCUUCAUAUCAUUCCUCACUUCAUGGAGUUCGUAGGCUCCCAUCAAAACCAAUGACUAAACAACCAAUUGCACCAUUGCCACCAACUCCUCCUAAAAUCUACAAAGUCGAACCUGUUAAUUUCAAGGAAGUCGUCCAAAUGCUCACUGCUGCACCUGAGUUUCAAUCCAACUCUAGUAAUUCUAGCUCUGGCUCUGGCUCUAGUUCUAGUUCCAGCUCGAGGCGUUUACAAGAUGUGGCUCCUCCUCCACUUGAUCUCUCACCAGUUUCAUUACCAAGAAAUAACAUUGCUGCAGAAUGGAGAGAGUUCCUUCGUCCUUCUUACUCUUCAAACAACCAAGUUGAAUCAAUUAGCGUGGCAUGUAAUGACUCAACAAAUGAAGCACAAGAAAGAUCACAUGUAACGCCACGAAAUCUAUCAGAAAACCUAUUUGGAUCAUGCAGUCCACUUGCUAAUUUUCCUCUAUCGCCUGCUUCUUUUGCAUGGUGUUCUUCUAUUCUUCUAAGCCCUGGAACCCUUCCUUCACCAAAUGCAGUUCUUUAG
Messenger RNA from Nicotiana tabacum (common tobacco), 657 nucleotides. RefSeq lists its product as uncharacterized. The record is from RefSeq and is a predicted model, not a curated record. Lineage: Eukaryota; Viridiplantae; Streptophyta; Magnoliopsida; Solanales; Solanaceae.